CUCGCAUUGACUGUGGUCGGAUUUGAGGAGAGAGGGCGGUUGGGUAGGCGGGCCGCGGCUAGCCUGGUUCCGUUUCUUUUAGAACGUUCUGCCGCCGAACCUGCCGCCUCUUGUGAUUUGCCGCCACGGCCGCCACACUUUUUCUCUUUCCUUGUCUGAACAAAAAACAUCCAUUUCCAGAUAUUUCCUGGGUUCCUCUAGUUACUCGUGUUCCGCGCGAAAAAGGCCAUUUACCAACAUCUCAUUUGUCUAGACCGUAUCUAUCUUCACAACCUACUUCAUCUCUCUAGACUCUAGUAUGGAUAGCCUAUCCGUUUCUAACGAUCUAACUAUCGGAAUACUGUCCCUUCAGGGUGCCUUUGUAGAACAUCAAGUUUCAAUAGAGCGACUAAACCUGAACCGAAGGAUUCGCGUUCUUCAGGUGCGCACAGAACAGGAUCUCGAUCAGUGUAAUGCUCUAAUCAUUCCCGGAGGAGAGUCGACCACGAUUGCACUAUUAGCCCGACUGUCUGGCCUUUUUGAGCCGCUGAAACAGUUUGCCAAUACGAAGCCCGUUUGGGGAACAUGUGCAGGCGCAAUCCUGCUCUCGAAUUCCGUCGUGGGUGCUAAGAAAGGUGGUCAGGAAUUAUUGGGUGGGAUGUCAAUAUCGAUUGCGAGGAAUGGUUGGGGAUCGCAAAUAGAAUCCUUCGAAGCACCUCUGCAAGUAGAUGGCCUUCGUGACUCUACGCGUCCUUUUUCUGGGAUUUUUAUUCGAGCACCGGUUCUUCUUGCGCUGAAGAACUCGCCCAAUGAUCCACCGAUCCAAGUCGUUGCUCGACUUCCUCAAGAACUCACACCGGAAUCCCUCAUCAGCCAGGUGGAAGAGUUCGACGCAGAUACCACAACAAUAGUUGCAAUCCGUCAAGGGUUACAUUUGUUGACAACUUUCCACCCUGAACUUACCAAAGACGACCGAUUUCAUGAGUAUUUCGUACGUGAAUGUGUGCUCAAUGCUAACAGUCCAUAAGAUACCCUAGUGUAGCAUAGAUUAUAGGCCAUAUUGAUAAUUUCAUAUCGGCCGCGGAUG
Molecule: messenger RNA, 1066 nt
Organism: Marasmius oreades (fairy-ring Marasmius)
Lineage: Eukaryota; Fungi; Basidiomycota; Agaricomycetes; Agaricales; Marasmiaceae
Exons: 5
Coding region: 299-1006 (235 amino acids)
Biological process (GO): pyridoxine metabolic process; pyridoxal 5'-phosphate biosynthetic process
Cellular component (GO): cytosol; glutaminase complex
Molecular function (GO): glutaminase activity
Source: RefSeq, a predicted model, not a curated record